UUAAGAUUAGCAUCUGAUGGAGUAAUCUCGUACCAAACCAAAAAAAAAACAGACAGAAUCAAUCGAUCGAUCUAACAAUGGAAGUAGGAGCUUCGUCAUCGUCUUCUCCUACCAGACGCAAGAUCGAGUAUGAUGUUUUCAUCAGUUUUAGAGGCGAGGAUACUCGCUACGCUUUCACAGCCCAUCUUUUUGAGGCUCUGCGCAUCAGAAAAGUGCACACCUACUUAGACGAGGUCACUCUCAAGAGAGGAGACGAAAUCUCACCUGCGCUACUUCAAGCAAUUCAGCAAUCCAAGAUUUCUGUCAUCGUUUUCUCGGAAAAUUACGCCGACUCCUCGUGGUGUUUGGACGAGCUUGUGAAAAUUAUGGAGUGCAAGGAGAUUCAUGGGCAGCAAGUGGUUCCCAUUUUUUACCACGUUGAUCCUUCGUGUGUGAGGAAUCAAAAGGGGCCUUAUGAGCUUGAAGAGCGAUUUAAAGAUAAGAAGAUGGAGAAGUUGGAGAUUCAUGGGCAGGCAUGGAGGAAUGCUUUGACCAAAGCUGCCAAUUUGUCUGGUUGGAGUACUCAGCAGAUCAGGUCUGAAUCCCAAUGGAUGAAAACAAUUGUUGAAGAUAUUAUCAAGAGAUUGAGGUCAAUGUCUUCUUCAAGUGCUUCUUUGAAGGAGCUAGCUGGAAUACAAAGACGCAUGAACCAAGUUGAAUCAAUGUUGUGCCUAAACUCAUCCAGUGAUCGGGUGAUAGUAGUAGGCCUUUGGGGGAUGGGGGGUAUAGGCAAGACAACCCUUGCUCGGGCUGUGUUUGACAAGAUUUCUCAUCACUUUGAAGGUUGUUGCUUUCUUUCAAAUGUCAGAGAAAAAUGGGACAAUGGACGAAAUAAGUAUGAUCUACAGAAUCAGCUUUUCUGGGAAUUAUUGGAUGAAGAAACUAAUAAUACGAAAAUGAUGUCCUCUUUUGACAAAAAUAGACUCCACUCCAAGAAGGUUCUCAUAGUUCUUGAUGAUGCCAAUGAUCCAGAGCAAUUAGAAUUUUUGGCUGGAGAUGGUAAAUGGUUUGAGUUGGGGAGUAGAAUCAUCAUAACAACAAGAGAUGUGCAAUUGCUUAAGAAUCGAGUUGAUCAUGAGAUAUACAAAGUUGAGGAAUUAAGUUUUGAUGAAGCUUUCCAACAUUUUCAAAAGAUUGCUUCAACAAGAAACAUUCCAAUAGGAGAGUUUACAGAACUAUCAAGAAGGGCAGUAGAGUAUGCAGGAGGCAUUCCACUAGUUCUUCAAGUAUUGAUGGGUUCCCUAUUUAGUGAUAAUAACAAAGGGAGAUGGGAAAGUGUACUGGAUGACUUAAAAUAUUCUCCCAAUGAAAAAAUUCAUAAUGGGCUGAAGAUUAGUUACGAUGUCUAACUAGUAAAGAAAAAGAUGUCUUUCUUGAUAUUGCAUGCUUUUUCAAAGGAGAUGAGAGAAGUGAUGCAGAAAGAAUACUAAAAGGUAGUGAUUCCUUUGUUGGCAUGAGAAUAAAUAAUUUGGUUGGGAAGUCUAUCAUAACUAUUGACAAAGACAACCAUUCGCUUUUAAUGCAUGAUUUGGUGCAAGAAAUGUGUUGGAAAAUUGUUAACCAACAAUCCAUUAACAAGCCUGGAAAGCGUAGUAGAUUGUGGAAACAUCAAGAUGAUUAUCGUGUCCUCAAAAAUAAUAAAGUAUCGGCUCAAGUUGAAGGAAUAUUCUUGGUCAUCUCUAAGAUUAAAACAUUCAACUUCAGCUCUGAUGUAUUCCAGAAGGCAGACAAUCUCAGAUUGCUCAAAAUUCAUAGUUCUGACAGAAUCAACAAUGCUAAAUUAUGUUUCGGUCAAGGUCUUCAAUCUCUUCCUGAUGCACUUAGGCUUCUUUAUUGGGAAGAAUGUCCACUCAAAACUUUGCCAUUAACUUUUGAUCCUGAAAAGCUUGUUGAACUUAGAAUGCCAAAGAGUCAAGUUGAGCAACUUUGGAAUGGGAUUCAGUUCUAUGAUAGCUGUGUUUGUAUUUGCUAUCCGGACAACGAAAUUCCAGAGUGGGUCAACUAUAUUACAGCUUGUUCAGAGGUUGUCCCACUUCCUUCGAAUUGGAACAAUUCGAACUUCUUGGGUUUUGCUCUAUGCUUUGUUGCACAAUUUGACCAGUACAAUCUCUUUAAUCAAGGUUUAAGAUUUCUUAUUGAGUUUCAAAUGAAGACCAAGUCAGGUAAAUGUCACAAAUGCAGUUUUUUUGAGAAGAUAGUUCCUGAUUGUGAUGAUGAUGACGAAAGAUUUCUUGCUUGUCACACACCUUUUGAGCUUAAUUUAGAUCAUGUAUUCAUGUUGUAUGAGUCUGAAAUCUUUUUUGCUUAUCAAGAAAUAGAAGAAGCUGAUCAUAUUACUGAAGUCUCAUUUUCAAUCUGUCCAGUAGGUGUAGAUAAAGUAACACCCAUUCACUUGUGUAGAGUGAAAACAUGUGGCUUCCGUUUGUUGUAUCUUGAAGAAGUUAGGGAAUUUAGUCUCCUGACUGAUUCUGAUGAUGAUAAUGAAUUAUGACUCCCUGAAGAAGAAGAUCAUGUUGAAUAUAAAUGUAAAAGAAGAAUAAUAAUAAUAAGAUGAUGAUGAUAAUUCUACAGAUUUGUCUGAAUUAUCUAACUCCCCUGCAGAAGAAGGUCCUCCUCUUAGCUUAAACUGGUCUGAGCCAAGUUGAUGCCUUGUAACAGUGUCUCUUCUGAUGCAAACGAACACGACCAAGAACCAACUGGAAGUGAAAUACAACCCUCCUAUGCUGCAAAAGAUCUUGUAGAAGAUGUCAAACCAAGCCAAAGUGGACUAUGGACUCUACUGAAACUAACAAUGAGGGAUCUAACUUCUUUUUCAAAUAGUUGCUUAUUGUUUCACUCCCAUAUUAAAGGUAAAAUUAUUAUUCACAAUCUUAUAUCACUUUUUUCUUUUUCCAUUUUUGAUUUUAAUGAAAUAUGGAUGCUGUACAAAAUCCUCGAUAUAAUAACAUGAAGUUGCGAUCAAUUUGAUUGGUCUGCAACCAAGCCAUGCCAACUGGGAACUUGUUUGUUUGAA
This is a messenger RNA of Humulus lupulus (European hop), 3052 nucleotides long. Its product is annotated as disease resistance protein RPV1-like. Lineage: Eukaryota; Viridiplantae; Streptophyta; Magnoliopsida; Rosales; Cannabaceae. Gene Ontology annotation, biological process: defense response; signal transduction. The record is from RefSeq and is a predicted model, not a curated record. Gene Ontology annotation, molecular function: ADP binding. Bases 78 to 1388 code for a protein of 436 amino acids. The transcript is spliced from 4 exons.